CAGCGCGCGCCUGCGCUGCAUUAAAACGGUGUCCGACUCGUCCUCUGUCCGCACGGAAUCAGAAUCCGAAGAUUCCGCAGAACUGUUCGGGAAUCACAGAGAGAAAAUUAAAGACCCGGAGUCGCGGUUUGGGGAAAUGCAGGUCGCUGAACGCUGCGGUGACAUGGAUGGGAAAGCGCACGCGCCUGGGCCCGGAUCCGUUACAGAAAACGGACACAAGCGCAAAUCACGCAACCGAAGAGGCAGGAGGAGGAGGGGGAAGAGGCGGAGGGGCAAAAAGGCCAACGAGCCGCCGCCGUUUCUGCCCCCUGAGGCCGAGGAGGGAAAUAUUGAGUACAAGCUAAAGCUAGUCAACCCGACGCAGUACCGCUUCGAGCACUUGGCCACGCAGUUGAAGUGGCGGCUGCAGGAGGGCCGAGGGGAGGCCGUCUACCAGAUCGGUGUCGAGGACAACGGCUUGCUGGUGGGACUUACUGAUAAUGACAUGAAGGCCUCCAUAAACACUCUACGCAGGAUGGCUGAGAAGGUGGGUGCGGAUAUCACACUCUUGAGAGAGCGGGAAGUUGAUUACGAGCUGGACAAACCCCGGAAAAUCGCAGAGGUCCUCGUGAGGAAAGUUCCAGAUAACCAGCAGUUUCUGGACCUGCGUGUGGCCGUGCUGGGGAACGUUGACGCAGGGAAGUCUACUCUCCUGGGAGUCCUGACGCAGGGUGAGCUCGAUAACGGACGAGGCCGAGCUCGUCUCAACCUGUUCCGGCACCUGCACGAAAUCCAGACAGGCCGCACCUCCAGCAUCAGCUUCGAAAUUCUUGGGUUUAACAGCAAAGGAGAGGUGGUGAAUUACAGCGAGUCACGCACGGCAGAGGAGAUCUGUGAGAGCUCAUCUAAGAUGAUCACCUUCAUCGAUCUGGCUGGCCACCACAAGUACCUGAAGACUACCAUCUUUGGCCUGACCAGCUACUGCCCUGAUUUCGCCAUGCUGGUGGUGGGGGCAAACACGGGCAUCGCGGGCACCACUCGGGAGCACCUGGGUCUGGCUCUGGCGCUGAAGGUGCCCGUGUUCGUGGUGGUCAGUAAGGUGGACGUGUGUGUGGGCGCCGCCGUGCAGAAGACCGUGCGUCAGUUAGAGAGGCUGCUCAAGCUGCCCGGCUGUAACAAGGUUCCCAUGCUGAUCUCCAACCGCGAUGAUGCCGUUACCGCCGCCCAGCGCUUCGCACAGUCCUCCAGCAUCACUCCGAUCUUCACGCUGUCGAGUGUUUCUGGGGAGAAUCUGGACCUGCUGAAGGUUUUCUUUAACAUUCUGCCUCCUCUGAGCAACAGCAAAGAGCAGGAGGAGCUCAUGCAGCAGCUUACAGAGUUCCAGGUUGAUGAGAUCUACAGCGUGCCUGAUGUAGGGACAGUCGUCGGAGGAACGCUCUACAGUGGUGUGUGUCGUGAGGGGGACCGCCUGGUGGUGGGGCCCACAGACGAGGGGAAGUUUUUGCGGUUAAAGGUGUGCAGCAUGCAGAGGAACCGCUCGGCCUGCAGGGUUCUCCGAGCCGGACAGGCGGCGACGCUGGCGCUCGGCAACUUCGACCGCUCGCUACUGCGCAAAGGCAUGGUGAUGGUGAGUCCUAAGAUGAACCCCACCAUCUGCUGGCAGUUUGAGGCGGCCAUCGUGCUACUGUUCCACGCCAAGACUUUCCGCAGCGGCUUCCAGGUCACGGUGCACGUCGGAAAUGUCCGUCAGACGGCCACGGUGGAGUGCUUACUUGGCAAGGAGGAGCUGCGCACCGGCGAGAGGGCAGUAGUGUGCUUCCGCUUUCUGAAACACCCUGAGUACCUGCGCAUCGGCGCAAAGCUGCUCUUCCGUGAAGGCGUGACAAAGGGCAUCGGUCAUGUGACCCAUCUGGUACCGUCUGGUCAGAACAGCGCACAUGACCAGAAUUACAAACCACGCCAGAACCACGUCUAGAGAGAGAGAACGAGAAAAAUAUAGAGAUAGACAGUGUGUCGAUAUAAACAUUAUUUUAUUUCAGCCAAUAGGAGACGGUUUGGGCGGGGUUUCCCAUUCAGGUAAAAAAACAAGUUAGUAUUUAACUACAAACAUGUUUAGAAUAAAUGCUAAAACUUCCUAGCGAACUCUCACCCUGGACAGCUCACUUUUGAUUGGCUGACAGGUGCCUGUGAUCUCAUUAUAUCGGAACGCCUCUAGCAACUAAACGUUUGUCCUUGACACGCUAUCAUAAUGUUGAGACGUACCCACGACAAUGAGCUUCAGGCCUAUGUGUGUGCGUGUGUAUAUAUAUAUAUAUAUAUAUAUAUACACACACACACUCUUCAUUCAUGCCUUUGCUGUUGCUCAGCUGAACAAAAAUAUACACUUGUGUCUUAUAGGCUGCUGAGAUAAUAACCCGUAACCAUAGCAACAACGCGUAACAGUGGUACUGUAUGUAGCGAUGUGGACCAGUUCGUUCCAACGCUAAUGCGUUACUUGUCAUAUUGUUUACUGUAUAAGAAGGGGAAAAAAAUAAGAGUAAGGAGACGUGUGGUUUGGGACACGUCAGGUACGUAUUCGUGACAGUAAUUGUCUGGCCUGUAGGGUGAAAUAGCGUGUGUUGUUUGGGACACGUCCACAGUGGCCUAGUUCUCCAGUCUGGUGUCUACUAGCCCUAGUUCUGAUUCUCGUCUAUGGCAUAUUUAACAUGUCCUUAAAUAGUGAAUAAAGUGCACUGGCAUCAAUGUGGCAUAAAUAGGGCGGCCGAGAUAAUGUACCACAUUGGUGUUUAUUUGCCCCAUAUAGUGAAUUAGGGCAUGUAGAUUGGGACAUUGGCACAUUAUGAUGAUGAUGAUGAUGAUGAUGGUAAAAUCUUCAUAACAGUACUUCCUUUAUAGUGUUAUGGUGUGUGAUUUGGGACAUGACCACAGUAGGGUGAUAGUUAGAUGUAAUAUUCUAAAUAGUCUGUGUGUGUGUGUUGUUUGGGACAUGACCGCUGUGGCAUGAAUCUCUGUGAAUUAAGGUGGACAUUAUGAGACUCAAGAUUAGAUCGUUGGCAUGUUAUUAUACAAGCACUUUUUCCAUUAUAUAAAACUGUAAUGGUGUGUGACACAGUGUCAGCAGAUAGCAGCCUAGAAAUCCCAAUCGAACGUCACAGAGAUUUACUUGUGGUUGAAUUUCGUACACACACACACACACACACACACACACACACACUACAUGUGAAUAUUUAUAAUUUUAUUCCUCUUAUUAUUUUUAUCACUACACAGCAGUGAGCGAUUAGCAGGUCUAAUAAAGCUGGCUGAUGGAGUUACAGCAGAGUUACGCAAUCGAAACGUCUUCCUCAGAACGAGGAAGGAAAGUCUGGACAAAAGUUGACGAAAGAAAAACACCUGUUAAAGGAUAGAAUUCAAUAUACGGUUUUCUGCACAGUGAUUUUGCACAUUUCAUUUUCCUGAAAAAAAAAGCAUGUGCCAUUUGUAGUAAAUAGGAAAAUAAAAUUUCAUGUGUAUUUUAUGGUUAUUACUGAAAUGGGGAAGCAAUUGUUUCCGUAGCACUAGGACUAACGCAUCUGAGUUAAGUUCUUGAACUUGCGUUUUAGUUAUUAAUUCUGAUGCCAGAGACUGAAUAGUAAAAAAUUAACUUUGAAGAUGGUUCAUCAUUUAUUUUAUUUUAUUUAUUUUGUUCGUCUGAUAUGACGUGAAUAAAUGAAUAAAUAAAUAACAAAAUAUUUUGCACUUUAUAGCUCUUAUUUUGCAUUUAGCACUUAUUUUUUAUUAGGACUAUGUUUUGUUGAUGGAUUUCCCCUCCAAUUAGGAACAUUUUUAUAUUAAAUAUGGGAUGGAAUGUUGGCGUGCGGACUAAAAAACAUUAUUAGCUUGUUUUGUGCCAAGUAAAGACUGUGAAGGCUGCUUUCACGCUCGACGUGCUACACUUGACCCUACAGGGUUGCAGAAAAGCGCGGAGUGAAGUCAAGCGCCAUUUUGUUUCUUGAUCGAUCAGAACGUACAGUAGCUCCGUGGACAUGCGAGAAAAACACGGACCUUGUUAGUAACUGUAAUAACUGUUUUUUUUUUGUUUGUUUUUUUCCAAUAUAAGUACAUUAAGUGUUAAAGCAUCUUACAUUAUGGACAUCCUGAACCGCAAGUUGUAAAGGAAAAUGCCGUUAUUUUAAUUAAUAUCUCAUUAUUUGGAGAUAAUAGUUAUUCUGAGCUAUCUUAAUUCAUGUUUUAAAGUAGUAAAUUACCAAAUACAAUUAAUUAUAAAUAAAUGUAUGUCAGUUGAAUUUCACUAAAACUUGCUUACUUGCUAACAGUUAAUAUCAGCUAAUAUUUAAUAAAUAGUUGUUUUUGGAUAUGGAAUUUAAAAUAUGAAAUAGCAAUAUAAUAAUUUAAAAUCAUUAGAAACGUACUAAAAAUGAUAAAGGUUUUUUUUUCCUCCAACUUGCGCUUCAGAUUAAUUUUUCCAGUUUAAAUAGUUUGUAAUGUAAAGACAGAAUGUUAACAAGUUUAACAAACCGAAACGUGUGUGAAUAUUUUCCUGUCUGUUGUUUGACGUGCAUGUUGUGCGCUCGUGCUGAUUCCUGAAUUCAUCGAGGUUUCGUGCAAUUAACCAGAGGAAAAAAAUAAUAGAAAUCAACAAACUAAAGUGUUGUAUUUAUGGCCAACUUUUCAUUUUGCACCUGAUAUUUUGGAUGCUUAUUACCGUGACGUGUGUAACAUUAAAUUUUUUUCCUAAACAUUUCAUCUGGUGUCCCACGGCACAGUGUUUGGCUGAUACACUGCAUGCUGUGCGGAAGUCUGGGAUGCGCUCAUGACCUGCACUGUACCUUACAUGCAACUCGUUUGUAAGUAAUAAAGAGAUGUUUUAUUGUG
Molecule: messenger RNA, 4851 nt
Organism: Clarias gariepinus (North African catfish)
Lineage: Eukaryota; Metazoa; Chordata; Actinopteri; Siluriformes; Clariidae
Gene: gtpbp2b
Product: GTP binding protein 2b
Exons: 12
Coding region: 137-1954 (605 amino acids)
Biological process (GO): translational elongation
Molecular function (GO): GTPase activity; GTP binding; translation elongation factor activity
Source: RefSeq, a predicted model, not a curated record